GUGCUUCGAUGGUCACUCAGUUGCCGACGUGAUGUCUUCCGUGUCACUUCUUGUAUUACCAAUUCUUUUGCUUUGCGCUUGCAGCGCUUUCGCGGCCAGUGAGGUCGAUUGGUGGGAGGCCGCCACGCUCUACCAGAUCUAUCCGCGUUCGUUUAUGGAUAGCGAUGGCGAUGGUGUGGGCGAUUUGAAUGGCAUUACCUCGCGGCUGGCGUUCCUCAAGGAAAUAGGCGUGACGGCCACUUGGCUAUCGCCCAUCUACGACUCACCGAUGGCUGACAUGGGUUAUGAUAUUUCAAAUUUCACGAAAAUUUACCCAGUGUUCGGCACGAUGGAGGAUUUUGAUGCCAUGGUGGCGAAGGCGCAUGAAUUGGGGUUGAAGAUCAUUUUGGAUUUUGUGCCCAACCACUCGAGCGAUGAGUGUGAGUGGUUCCAGAAGUCGAUAAAGCGUGAGGAUGGUUACGACGAUUUCUAUAUAUGGGACGAUGGUAAGAUCGACGCAGAAACGGGUAAACGUGUACCGCCAAGCAAUUGGAACUCGGUUUUCGGUGGACCGGCGUGGACCUGGAACGAGCAGCGUCAACAAUACUAUUUCCACCAGUUCUUAUCCAAGCAACCGGAUUUCAAUUUCACCAGUCCCAUGGUGCGCCGCCAUCUAAUCGAGGUCUUGACAUUUUGGCUGGAACGCGGCGUUGACGCUUUUCGCAUUGACGCAGUGCCGCAUUUUUACGAACUGCGUUUAGCGAAUGGCACAUACCCGGAUGAGCCCGUUAGUGGGCUCACCAAUGACACAACAAAACACGACUACUACACACACAUCUACACCAAGGACCAACCAGAGAAUAUCGAAUUACUCUACGAAUGGCGUGAGUUUUUGGACGAAUUCCAGCGCCAACAUGGCGGCGACACACUCGCUAUGGUGGCUGAGGCCUAUGCCCCCAUCGAAGUCUUAAGCGACUACAUCAACAAUGGCACACAUGUCGGCAGUCAAUUGCCGAUGAAUUUCAACUUUAUACAGCUGCGAGACACCGCAACGGCAAAAGACGUUGAACGGCUUGCCAAUCACUGGAUGGAUGUGAUGUGGACCCGGCACAAGACAGCCAAUUGGGUUAUCGGCAAUCACGACAACAGUCGGCCCGCGACACGCAUCGGUGAAAAACGCGCUGAUAUGAUGACAAUUGUAACGCACGCGUUGCCUGGCACAUCCGUCACAUAUUAUGGCGAUGAAAUUGGCAUGCCCGAUUUAGCGACUGAAUGCACGCCCACCAAUUGUGACUUCCGUGAUCCCGAGCGUACGCCAAUGCAGUGGGAUUCCACGAAAAACGCCGGCUUCAGCGCGGGCAACUCAACAUGGCUGCCCGUCAAUCCAAAUUACAAGCUGCUCAAUGUACAGCGACAGCGAGGCGUGGCACGUAGCACUCUGCAGAUAUUCAAGAGCAUGUCAGCGCUCAAGAAAACGCCUGCCUUCAGGGCGUUCAAGGAGGAGGGCGGUUUCUCGUAUGGUGCUUUGACAGAGCAAGUCUUUCAAAUUGUCAGAACUGCGCCAAAUCUCGAGGAGUAUCGUGUGUUGGCCAACUUUGGCGGCCAGGUCGAGCGUUUGGAUGACUUGACGAACAAAACGAUGGAGUAUGUCAUAGUUACUUCACACUCGCCGCACAGAGUUGGCGCCAAAGUCGAUCUGAGCAAACGCAUUUACUUAAUGCCUUACGAAACUGUGGUGCUGCGCUGGGCUGCCUGAAGUAUCUUUAAGUAAUCACUGGCGUUAACUCAGCAAGUCUCAUAGGUUUCAUAAGUUAUUUUCUAAACAAAAACUCCAUUUUAUGUCCCAUCCCACAUUGGAAAAGUUGAUGGAAGACAACUCUACGAAUCAAAAAUCUGUCGAUAUCUAGCUUCCGUAGAUAUUCUCUAUUUAUGCAACGCAUUAUUCAGCCACUCUAAGGCGUUGUGAUUGAUUGCGCUGCCGCAAAUUUAUUUAUUGAUAUGCAGAUGUUAAGCAAAAAAAGUAAAA
Zeugodacus cucurbitae (melon fly) is the source of this 2005-nucleotide messenger RNA. Its product is annotated as maltase A2-like. NCBI's taxonomy places the organism in Eukaryota, Metazoa, Arthropoda, Insecta, Diptera, Tephritidae. The record is from RefSeq and is a predicted model, not a curated record. The transcript has 6 exons. Gene Ontology annotation, biological process: carbohydrate metabolic process. The coding region runs from base 32 to 1735 and encodes 567 amino acids.